AUGAAUGACAAAGAGAAUGUUCACACCGGAGGGCUAUCAGAGGAUCAGAAAGCUCGAAUUUCGGAGAAGUUCAGAGCUGCCAAGGCUCUUCUUGUUCGCAAAAGGCCCCGUGAAAUCACCAACUCAUCUUCCGAUCAAUUCGUUCAAAAGAAUGGGAUUGCCAACAGAAUGGAAAGUCCGGCCGAGGUUACUGGCAUUAAAAGACUCCCUCUCUCGGAGAUUUCAACAAACACACCAUCUCUGGUUUCCACAAAGAGAUUCAACUUAUUGAGCAAUGAUCCCAAAAGUUGUUUAACUUCUAAGUCCUUAUGUGUCAAUACGAGGAUGGAUAGUUUGAGCUCAAGCACUUUAAUUGUCACUACUGAAUGUGGAAUAGCGUCAAAUUCAUUUGAAACUCCGGUAACAAAACUGGAAUAUAAUGGCAAUUCAUAUUCUGAUGGCAAUUCUGGUACUACAGCUGAAUCUGUUCAUGGCAGUUUAAUUGAAAGGGAAAAGAGUGUUCUCAGGGAGGAUGGCUUUGCGUUAAACAGUAUUGUUACUCCAUUGAGACAACUGGAUUGCUCUAGUUCGAGUGAUUCUUUAAGGUUGUCUGGUGUUUUAGAUGAUGAUUUUGAUCAGUCCAUCUUUAAAGAUAUUGAUGCUUUAUGUGAGCAGACCUCAGCGGGGAAAUCUCGAAGGGAGAAUUUGAUCCCUGAUUUUCGAAUACAAAAUCAGUCUGUUGAAGAAAGUAGUGGGGAACUUUCCAGUGUUGAUUUAAGUGAUCACCAAGAAGUCGGAGAAAGGGGAUCGUGGAAUUCUGAGGCUACACCAAUUGGAGACAUGCCUGAUGAGCAUGCAAAGUAUAUGCAGUCUUUAAAUGACAGGCAGCGGGAAGCGGCUUGUACUGACAUUUCAAUGCCUUUAAUGAUUGUAGCUGGACCAGGAAGUGGGAAGACUUCUACAAUGGUUGGGCGAAUUUUGAUGCUGCUCAGCAAGGGCAUUGGACCAUCCCACGUUCUUGCCAUGACAUUUACUACAGCUGCUGCUUCUGAAAUGAGAGAGCGCAUUGGAUCUGUGGCUGGCAAGGCAGUAGCAAAAGAGCUCACAGUCAGCACAUUCCACUCAUUUUCGUUGCAAAUCUGUCGUACACAUGCCGAGAACCCAUCCACUAGGUUGGAUCGCACACCUGAAUUUCUAAUUUACGGGCAUGGGCAACAGAGAAGAGCUAUCAUUGAAGCUAUGCGCAUAUUGGAAAAUGGGAAAGAGGGGCAAAAUCCUGAUUCUUGUAAACUUGGUAAAGAGUCUAAUAGCAUAAAUUCUCCACAACAUUUCAAAGACAAGUCAAAGAAGUGGCUGAAGUUUGUGACUCAGGCUAAAGCUGCUGGAAGGACUCCUGAAGAUUGCCAUAAAAUGGGUGAUGUGAUAGGUGCUUCAAUUCUUCAGAACUAUGAUGACAUACUGAAAUCUUGCAAUGCUCUGGACUACCAUGAUUUGAUCAGCUGUUCGGUGAAGCUGCUCACUGAUUUUUCUGAAGUUUUCAAGGAAUGCCAGGAGUCAUGGAAAGCAAUCGUAAUAGAUGAAUUUCAGGACACAAGUGCCAUGCAAUAUGGUCUGCUGCAACUUCUUGCAUCCCAUAAACGCUUAACUAUUGUUGGUGAUGAAGAUCAGUCGAUUUUCAGUUUCAAUGGUGCUGAUGUAUCUGGAUUUGAAUCAUUCCGUAAGGAUUUUCCUGUUCACAAAGAGAUUCGACUAAACAAAAACUACCGGUCAACUCGUUGUAUUGUUGAAGCAGCAUCAGCUCUUAUAAAAAAUAACUUAAAGAGAUGCCAGUCAAAGAAUGUUCUCACUGAUAACUCUUGUGGAUCCAAGAUAGCUAUCAAGGAAUGUAGCAACGAGGACGCACAGUGUGCAUUUGUUGUGGAUAAAAUCUUAGAAAUUACUUCUGAUGGUUCAACUGGUAAAUGCUCCUUUGGCAAUAUUGCUGUUCUUUACCGGAGGCAGGUGUCAGGGAAAGUGUUCCAAACAGCCUUCCGCAAUAGAAAAAUACCGUUCAACAAUCAUGGUGUGGCCUUCUAUAGGAAAAAGGUAGUUAGAGCCAUUAUUGCUUUGCUUAGAACAACAUUGGCUGGUUGUGAUGAUGGCUCUUUUCGUCAAGUAUUCAAGGCUUUUCUACCUUUUGAGAAAGAGGAAAAAAAGAAGGUAAUUGAACAUAUCGACAAAAUUUCAACUGUAAGGAAAUGCAGCUUUUUAUUGGCUGCAUGCGAUAUAUUUAAUGCAAAGAUAUCUGGUACCUUCAAGAGGAGUCAACUUACCCAAGGACGCAGGGUGUUGCUAACUCUUGACAUGAUAUCAAAACUUGUUCACAGGGAACAAUCAAUUUCAGCUGUCAUAACUUCAGCAGCAAAUAUGAUACCUCAGGAACAAUCAAUUUCAGCUGUCAUAACUUCAGCAGCAAACAUGAUACCUCAGAAAUGCCUUCUUGAAAAGCAGGCAGUUCUUGAUGUUGAUGGAGGGAAGUUGCUAAAUGAAGACAAUGACGUUAGAUCUGUGCUCCAAUAUUUGCUGGAUGAUGUUUCUGAGUUUCUAACAACACAUUAUAUCACAGUACAAGGAAAAGGAGAUAUGUUAGCAGAAGAUAAAGGCUGUACUAAUGUACUCGAAGCUUUUAUUGAUUACAUAUCUGGAAGGGAGAGAGAAAAUUUCCGUUCCAGGAGACAUGACAAUGAAGAUUCUGUUACUCUUACUACAAUACAUCAGUCAAAAGGCUUAGAAUGGGACUGUGUUUUCAUAGUAAAGGCAAAUGAAUCUGAGAUUCCCUUGUUGCAUGAAUUUAAUGGUGUUGCACAAGAAAAUGGUACCUCAGUUGAGGAGGAGCGACGCUUGUUAUAUGUGGCGAUGACUCGAGCACGGAAAAAGCUUUUCAUCCUAUAUGUUAUUAUGGAUUCAAAUUGGCAGGUUCUUCAACCAUCACGUUUUAUAAGAGAAAUUCCGGAUCAUCUUCAGGAGGUUCAGGGUGAUCUAAAUUUAAGAAGUUUGCAAACAAAUCACCAGCAACCUCAAAAAACAACUUCCGAGUCUAAUGCCGGUCUACCAAGGGAAAUGGAAUCUUCAGAAGUGAAUGUGGUGCUAAAUGAUUCUAUUAAUAUAGAUGACGCAUCCAAAGUGUCUGUCGAGGGAAUUGAGGCUUGCAACGGAAAUAGCUUUUUAAGAAGAUUUAGAACGGAGGACCGUGCAGUUGUUUCCCAUUUGUUCCAUCAAUGGGCUAAGAAGGCAGCAUUUCAAGACCCAAAUAGGUUACUUGACAAGGUUGCCUUUGUCAUUGACGAGCGUAUGAGAGGCCGGAAAUGCACACACAAGGAAGUGUUGCGUGCUUUGAAGUCCGACUUAAGGUGUGAUGAGGCAUUUCACUAUGCUGAAUAUGUUAUAAAGUGGGUGCAAAUUCCUUCUGAUAGGCGUGCUUAUCUAAUGAGGGAGAAACAGGAACAUUUUCAAAAACUAAGAAUCGAGAACGCAAUGGGCUCAUCAGCAGCUACUUCUAAACAGAUCGGAUAUCUAAAGAAUUUAGGGUGCACAGUGGUCCCCACAUCCCGUCUCCAUGCUUCUCAUUUGAUUGAACAAUAUAAAUCACUGUAACAAAGAGAUGGCCCUUGGCCACUUUUUACUGGUCCAUAUUAUUUCUGAUGGGAUUUACCAUUGGACGUCAUGUGUAUAAUUUAUGUUCAUUAAUUUAAAUUAAGAUAUUUAUUUGAAG
This is a messenger RNA of Ilex paraguariensis (yerba mate), 3730 nucleotides long. Lineage: Eukaryota; Viridiplantae; Streptophyta; Magnoliopsida; Aquifoliales; Aquifoliaceae. The record is from the annotation of a GenBank genome assembly.